CUCGUUAUUGUGAUGCGGCUUCGUUUUUACUGGUGUAAACAAGUAGUGCGGCUAUACGUGCAGUCAUGCGCUGCGCACCACUACAGGAGUAAGAAAAGGCGCGAUAAGCGACAGACUCGUAGUAUCCGUUUUUACAGGCUGUCGACUGGUCGCGCAAAUCUCCGAACGACUAGUCUGGUGCUUUUUUGCGAUGAAAUUCCUCGCCGUUCGCAAACUGGAUUGCAGAAAAUUACAUUACGAAAAGGGUCGGGGAUAGCACAACACAUUCACAUGCAUUACGAAGCUAAAUUGGAUGAUGUUUGCAAGCUGCAAAAAAUAACUAUUUGUGAUGAGGUAAUGCCGGUGGACGCCAAAUACAAGCAUAACCGAAAUGUUCCUAAAAGGCAUCUUGGUAGUAAGAUGCUUUCGAUAUUUGGCAGCUCGACGAAUGGCAAUUCGCGAAUUUUCAAGUCACAAGCCCAGCUGUCGAAAAUUAAUGUCGUCAAACCACGUCCCACGCAGAAUGCAGGUCGAUUUUCUCCCAAUGACAACGAUCCCGAAUGUUUUCAUCGCGCCAUCAGUAAAAUCCUGAUGAUAGCUCAAUUUUUCGGGAUUUUACCAGUCACCGGCAUACGUGCGAGUUCAGCGAGGAGAUUCGUUUUCAAACCAUUAUCUCCUCGUGUCAUUUACUGCUACGUUAUACUGAUGGCAAUUAUCGUGAUGACGUCUAUAUCCGUGUUACAUCUACUGAAGACACUUAAUGCUAAUAGCUUCUCGACCAAUGGAGGAAUAGCAGAUGCUACUGCGGGAGCAAUUUUUUACGGUAAUAGUCUAUUUGGCAACAUCAUGUUUUUACGACUUUGCCCGCGAUGGAUUUCAAUUCAGUACGACUGGAGAGCCAUGGAACGACUUCUUGACAAUCACGUUGGCAUAGCUAAAUGCAAAAGGCCAGCACUGCGUUGGAGGUUCAACCUUAUCGCUGGGAUAAUCUUGGGCCUGGCAUUGAUCGAACAUAUUCUUAGUAUGGUUAAUAACACGACGGUGGAGGUGUUUGAUCGUAAUCAUUCUUUCGAGGACUUCCUUAUCUCUUACACCAACAAGUCGCACAGUUUCAUUGUGAAAAAUGUGAGCUACAAUUUCACUCUAGGACUGUUCAUCUUCAUAGUGAGCAAGAUCUCCACAUUCACGUGGAAUUUUACGGAUCUGUUUAUCAUGCUGAUAUCGGUCGGACUAACAGAGAGGUAUAAGUGUUUGAACGAGCGGGUUACCAGAGUGUCGGCGGCCCAACUAUCCUCGACCGACUGGCAAGAACUUCGCGAAAGUUACGCGGUGCUGAGCGCCCUGGUCAAGAAAGUCGACAACAAGAUCUCCGGUAUCGUUCUUUUGUCCUUCGGCAACAACAUUUACUUCAUCUGCCUGCAACUCCUUAACGGACUUACGCCAAGCCAUACGGGCAAUAACAUCGUUAACUCCAUCUACUUCUUUGGGUCGUUUAUUUUUCUAAUUGGUAGAACAGCGGCAGUCACACUAUUGUGUGCUCGCAUCAACGACCAAUGCAAAGUCAUACUUCCAACCCUCUAUAAUUGUCCAACGAUGAAUUACAAUUUAGAAGCUCAACGACUACACCAGCAAAUUACCACUGACGACGUUGCCUUGACUGGUCAUCGAUUUUUUUCCAUUACCCGUAAUUUCAUGCUCGCUGUUGCCGGAGCGAUUGUUACGUACGAGGUCGUUCUCUUGCAGUUCAAUGUUGCUCUCAGAAGGGAUGAUUAGGCUGGGACUUAGCGAUAAGAGACCUUUUUAUUUAUAUUCACAAACAUCCUUUUCAACUGGAUUA
Molecule: messenger RNA, 1816 nt
Organism: Phymastichus coffea
Lineage: Eukaryota; Metazoa; Arthropoda; Insecta; Hymenoptera; Eulophidae
Product: gustatory receptor for sugar taste 64a-like
Exons: 10
Coding region: 13-1752 (579 amino acids)
Biological process (GO): sensory perception of chemical stimulus; detection of chemical stimulus involved in sensory perception of taste
Cellular component (GO): membrane
Molecular function (GO): taste receptor activity
Source: RefSeq, a predicted model, not a curated record